GAAAACUGAAACUCUUUCAUGAAAAAUAGAGAGAACGUGAGAUUGAAGUGUGAAAAUAAAAAUGGCAAGUGAAGUUGAGAAGAAUGUUUCCCAAGAAGAAGUUGUUUCAAUGGAGCUUCCUGCUCCCUCUGGGUGGAAAAAACAGGUCUUUUCUUUUCAAUUUAUAUGUUUAAAUUAACUUACUGCUGUUAAGUAUUUUGUAAUUUAUAUGUUGGGUUUUGAUUUGAUUUAUGGAAAUUGUGUGGGUUUGUGUUUAAUUUUGAAUUAAUUGAUUAAUUUGUUGAAAAUUAUUAAAGUUUUGUUAUCUAGGGUUUCUAAUUGUUUCCCAUCUGUACUUGUUAAUUAGUUCACCUUAUUUGUCCUAUGAUUUAGGAAAAGUAAGUCAUUUGUUCUACAGUAUUUGGGGAAUUCUUGCUGUGUUUUUUGAAUGAUGUGCUUCUUCUACACAUGUAUUAUGAGAAAAGGGGUAUUUUAGUGUUAAAUAAAUAUUUCAAAAUUUUGAAAUUACCAAAUGUUUUUGUCUUUUAGAGUUUACUGGAAAGGCGCUCACAAUUUUUUCCUUUAAAAUAUUGUACAGUUUUUCUAGAAAUACUUUAUUAUUCACUAGUGCAGCAUUCAUUCUUUUAUGUUACCAUUUUAAUUUCAAACAUAAUUUUUGUAUUCCAAUUUCUUUUCAGUUAUUAUACUUCCCAAAAUAUAAUUUUAUGGCACCUCUUUUUAAUUGCUGUGUUACCGCAACUUUCCGUCCCUGUCUUUUUGAGAUUGUUUUAAACCUUUAUUGGCUGGCGGAAGGGGGAAGGGGCAAAUUGUGGAUGGGACAAUCAUUUGAAAGUUGUGUUUCUACAGCUAAUUGUCAUUCCUGCACUUUUAAUAUGGGUGAGGUUUGACAAUUGAAUUUUAUAAAAUUGGAACUACUCUACUUUGUGAGCUAGUAAGAGAGCAAUUUGAAUUAGAAGAAUGAACGACGCUUUCCAAAACUAACAUGACUCAUGAGGAUUCACUGCAUCUAUGGUUGUACAAUUUUCUGUAAGUUUUGAGUUUAGUUGGCAUUUCUGAUUCCUUGGGCUUUGGAAGCUUCAUGGCAAAUAGAACAUUGAAAUGGAGAUGUCUAUCAUGAAUCUGUAAGGUGUUAUACGGCGCUGAUAUGUAUGAUGUGUAAAAGGCGGCUUGCGUAGUCAAUUGAAAUUUUUCCUAGAGCAAUUGGUAGAUUUGCCUCAACUAGGAUAUCGGAUGAGUGAUAUUCAGAGUAGAGGCGUCACUUGGUGUUCACAAGGUUGAAAAGUUGAGAAGCUAUUCUAACAAAUCAUUGUAACAACACAAUGGGCCGGAAUUGGAAAUGUGUGCAUGUGAAUUGAUUUCUACCACAAAAAAAAUUACUUUAAAAGUUUGGAUACUAUGUGUGCGGUGAAUUGGUUGGUAUCAGUAAUGUAUCCCACGGUAACAUGGUGUUAUUCAUGUUCUUGCUAGUUGCUAUGAUUUUUGAAAACUCCCUUGUUAAGGAGCCUGGAGUGUGAAGUUGUGCAUUAAUGGUCAUCCUUAAAGGGAGCUCUUAAUAGUUUAAUCGUUCUCCUGUAUGGUGGACAAGUAAGUGUUAAUUACUGAUGAUGUAUCUCAAAGUUUGAACACUUUUAUUAACUAUGUUAAGAACUUAUUGGUCAUCUACAAGAGAAAUUCAUAAUAGGUUGUUACUUUGGUGAAAAACUCUUUCAAAUGAGGAUGCUACUGACUGUAUCUAGUGUGCAUAUACAUUUGUUGCUCUGUAAUAGUCGUAAAGUCCGAAAGAAUGCUUACCAUGACACAAGAUUUUUAGGAUAUUAAUAUGAUGGACCAUUUAUGUUGUUAUCUUAGAGGAUAAGUACAUGUGAAACGAUUUAGUAUGUAUUUUUCUUGAAGGAGACUAUAGAUACAUGGUGGUUCGUAAAGGGGAACAUAUGUUAAAAUAAAAGGUGGGGUGUGCAAACAAAGGAAGUAUUUAAACUAUUUUGUAUGCCUAGAAGAGUAAAGCCUUCCAGCUAAAUUGAGACAAAUAAAUCAAUUCAAGCUACUCAUUUAACAAUACAGGGCCAUAUACAAUCAAUGAAUACAAGAAGAAAAAUUUCGGACUUAUACUACUGGGUUACUAGAACAUUACUUAGUUGUACCAGUGUUGUUUUCUUUGAUUUGUGAAUGUUACAAUUAUCUUUUACCUUACCAUACUUCCAUGUCAUCAUUUACGCUAGAAGAGUUACUUUGGCUUGCUAAUUUUGGUGCAUUUCCCUGAUUUUAUACAAAAUAAAUGUAACUGUCUCAUCUAUAUCCUUGUGGGAACGAUGAGAAUUUGGCACGAAAUGUUGUGGAGAAAUGAAGAGUCCAAGUAGUAUAAAUAUAGUGCUUGCUUCAACCUAUCUUUCUUUUCAUUUCAUGUUAUUUAAGAUUACAAAUCAAUAGCCAUUGAAAGCAUGACGGUGCAACUUUCUAAUGCUUUAUGUUAUGCAAGUUUUUUGAGUCUUUUCCUUUGUUUCUAGCCUUCUACUAUGCUGGGCCUUGUAUUUAUAGUAUUAUUGUGUUGGUGCCCUGGUGGUGGUUGUGUCUGAUGCAGGUUUGUACCAAUUAAACAAAUUAUUCAUACGUCAUCUACAAGGGUGAGUGUGAAGGAGGUGAUUUAUGGUUUAACAGUUUCUUAUAAUUUUUCUGCAAGAUACUUUACCUAUAUGAUACUAAUGCUAGUUUAUUUGUCAGCAACUUCUACUAUUUACUUGAAGGGGUCAGGGAUGUGUUUAAAAACUCUGACUUAAGGCUUCUAAUGCUUUUUUGAUUUCUCUGUGGUUCUAUUGCUGUCUGUUUCUUCAUGAUAACUUUUCCCACACUUACUUUUUUUUACGUACAUCUUGCCAUUUUUGGUUGGGCGGUCAAUGGUCACCUAAUGUACUAUUAUAAUGUUUUGCCUUUGAUAUUUCAACUUUGCUGUCUUAAUUUUUUAGCUGCUAUCCUAAAGUAUGAUUCUUGAAGGAUGCUUGUUAGGCAAAAUGCAAGUCAUAUCCUCUUUUUGUGAGGCUGAGGUUUAUGUGAUCAAUAGUUAAUUGUUGUGUAUCUAGAAAAAAAUUAUGCAGGUAUUUGAUUUCUAUGCUUUGGGCAGUUGGAAAGGUUUUCGAAUCCUAGGCUGUAAGCGUCAGUGAAGGUGCUAGCCUUUGGGUGUGGCUUCUCGAAACUCAAAACGAAAAAUUUAAAUAAAAACCUAGAACAAAACCUAGAAAAACAAUAGAAAUAGAGAAGAAAAGGGAACACAUAACUAGUGGGUGCUUACAUCAAAUAAGCUUCUUUAGGUCUAAGACAAAAAAAGCUCCUUACGGCACUCAACUUAGGUAAUAUAAGAGGCAUUCACCAUAAGGAAUCACAUCGUCGAGGUUUCCCACCUAUCUUUUGCCUAAGGCGCUUUCCUUGGGCCCUUAUGCAUGCUUUUUAAAUCUAAGGAUAAGAUAAGGAUGCAUUAUUUUGGAAGAAGAUAAUUGAUAGGACUUGGGAAGAUGUGGUACCACAUAUCAUUUAUGUUAAGCUAUUGGAGUUUUUAGAGGAUGUGAGUCUGUGACAUCUUUAUGCUGUUUUUUCUUGUGUAGCUGUAUUUUUGUAUAUCACAAGUUGAGGUAGAAAAAGAAUAUGGGAAGAGUUGUAUUGGAAGAAUUUAGCUAAUUAAUUUUUUUUUCAUUACUUGGUGACUUUUGUUGGAUGUCCUAUCCCAUGGUGACAUGUAUGAUGAUCUGGUGCUAGUGAAGUGCUUGAGUCCUCUGCAAUUUGCAACUGGCUAUGGAUUAAAAUGAAUCUUAAGUCAAAAUUUCUUUGGUUCACUCACAUGUUUUGCUUCUUUUUGUGGCAUAGAUGAAUUAGAUAUUAUGAACAUGUAGGUUGGUUAUGGUGCUUUCUAGCUAUUUCAAUGUGUUCGGGAACAAAAUUAAUUCAGGAAUUCACCAAACUAUAUUUGCUAACAGGUGAAGUUGCUUGAUUAUCAUAAACAUGGCUUUGAAAACAUUAGGUCAGAUUUGUUUGACUUGAUGAGAUAAAAUUGUAGUCUGCACUCUGCAUCAUAGUGAUUAGGUUGGCCUCAAUGAUCGUUGAAAACAAUAUGCCUAGCGCUCUGACAUCCGUGAAAGACUGGACUGCUGAGAAGGGCUCACUCAAUCAGAGAAGAUGGUGCUUAUUGAUUUAAGAAUGGGUAUAACCUAGUUAAUUAUCUGUUUAAAUUAGGGAAAGCAAAUUGCAAUUAUUUAAAGAGAUGACAUCCACAAUUUUUUUUCAGGGGGAUGAUAUCUGGAUUUGUUUCCUUUUGGACAUAACUCUUCUUUUCCUAACAUUACAACACACAAUUUUUUAUCCUUGAGAGUUGAGAGUUACUAUUGUCAUUAGUUGAUAUUUCUGUAUGUGAAGAAAGAUGGGCAUUGCCGGAAAGAAGCUUUAAUUUAUCACCAAAUUUUUGAAGUGUAAGCAAAAUAGUGUUAUUCAGUGUGCCCUGUGGUGGAGAUUUGCAAUGAACUAAAGGUGGUAACUAUAGUUCCAAAUUAUGGAAACCUUUUAUUCUGAUAGUGUGUCCUCGUCAUAAAAUUUGCUAUAAUUUCUAGGCUGUUUGUGAAUUUUGUGUACCUACGUCUAAUUUAAUGUUGAUGGAUGUAAUGAGUUUUUCCCAUAGUAAGACAAGGCCUGGUUCUGCUGAUUCUAUGCAUUUAGUCCUCUCAGGGAACUUUGCUGAGCUCAGAGCAGGGCCAAAUUUUAGAGCUCCGUGAAUUGUUGUUGGAAUCAGCAUCCCUACUUUUGCUGAGGAUCUGUUGAACUUUUAAUAGGGAUGGUGCAGAUUCUGUUAAGCUGGACAUGGCUUGUUUUGAUUAUUUUGUUCUUCCCUAAGAAAGGAGGUACCCCAAGAAAGAGUGAGAUUGUAUUUACUGCCCCAACAGGAGAAGAAAUUCACAACCCAAGGCAGCUACAACAAUACUUGAAAUCACAUCCUGGUGGACCACCUGUUUCUGAAUUCGAUUGGGGCACUGGUGAGACGCCUAGAAGAUCAGCUCGAAUUAGCGAGAAAGCAAAAGCAGCUCCACCAACUCCUGUUAGUGAGCCCCCGAAGAAAAAGAGCAGGAAAUCAUCAGCUUCCAAGAAGGAUAGCAAGGAUGCUGAGGCUACUGUUGAUAAAACUAAUGCAGAUGAUGUCCAGAUGGAAGAUGUUGCAAAGACUGAGAAAGAGACAGCCAAGGAAGCUAGUAAGACUGAAAAACAUGAAGCAGAAGCCGAUGGUGAAAAGGAGGCUGUGAAAGAGGGUGAAAAUAGCGUGGCAUUUGAGACCAAGGAUGUUACUGAAACUCAGGAAGAAAUUUCAGUCCCUGCUGCCGCGGGUGAGAAAAGUGCGGAAAUUGAGAAGCAAGGAAUAGAUAAUAGUGAGAGUAAGGCGGAAACUGUUGAAGAUGAUGGGAAACCACUAGAGCAGGCUGAGAAGCAAGACUCAUUGCAGGAAUCAGUGAAAGAAGAUGCUGUGGAAGUGAAGAAAGAUGGAGCACUUGAGCCUGAAGAUGCAAAAAACAUCGAGGAUGAAACCGCCGCAAAUCCUUCUCAGGUGACUGCUCAAGAAGAGAACACAAUUGGAGAAGAUAAAUCUAAAAUUGAGGAGCAACCACAAACCGAGAUACAAGAAGCCAUGCAAGAGCAGGUGAAGCAUGAUGUUGAUUCUGCAAGCAUUGCGAAAGAUAAUGGAACCACCAUUGUGGAACCCACGAAAGAACCACUAGAAGGGAAAGAUAAUAUCAAGGAAGGCGACCAUUGCAAGAAAGCAAUGGAGGUGAAUGGAAGCGAGCCAGGUGAGGCGAGGCCUGGAUUGCCACUAAUCUGAUUUGUUGUAAUUCUGUUGAGUUUGUAUCAUUUCAAGAUAUCUGGGUAAUUUCAAAUGACUGUAGAAAACUGAUUUGUUGUGUAGACCGAGAUACUCCUUGUACACAGUUUUAGAUUAGGCGUCUGAGUCUUGACAUUACCAGGGAUUAGGGGGAAUUUGUAACUUCUGCAGAGAUUUGUCAGUAAUGUUGUCAAAUUACUGGUUCUGUUGUAACUUUAAUCAUCAUAUCAUGUAAUGUAUGAAUCUAAUAUAUGUACUGUAACUAUAUUCUUGUCC
This is a messenger RNA of Amaranthus tricolor (Joseph's coat), 6121 nucleotides long. RefSeq names its product methyl-CpG-binding domain-containing protein 11-like. Lineage: Eukaryota; Viridiplantae; Streptophyta; Magnoliopsida; Caryophyllales; Amaranthaceae. Bases 4811 to 5845 code for a protein of 344 amino acids. The transcript is spliced from 3 exons. Gene Ontology annotation, molecular function: DNA binding. The record is from RefSeq and is a predicted model, not a curated record.